Molecule: messenger RNA, 2436 nt
Organism: Sinocyclocheilus anshuiensis
Lineage: Eukaryota; Metazoa; Chordata; Actinopteri; Cypriniformes; Cyprinidae
Product: protocadherin alpha-2-like
Exons: 1
Coding region: 40-2436 (798 amino acids)
Biological process (GO): homophilic cell-cell adhesion
Cellular component (GO): plasma membrane
Molecular function (GO): calcium ion binding
Source: RefSeq, a predicted model, not a curated record
UCGCGUUUAUAUUUUUUUCUGUUCACAAGCCAGUUGCAAAUGACCAUCAUGGGCUUUUUGGGAUAUUUCGACUGUGGAUUGAUAUUUUUCCUUUUUUUGUUGGAUUCUGCGUUUGCUCAGAUCGUCUAUUCCGUACCGGAAGAGGUAAAUAAGGGGACAGUUGUUGGGAAUAUAGCGAGAGACCUGAACUUGAAUGUUCAUGAACUGGAAUCUCGUAUGUUUGAGAUUGUGUCUGGAUCAAAUAAGAAGUAUUUUGAUGUAAAUCUGAAAACUGGCGUGCUGUUUGUUAAUGAAAGAAUUGACCGCGAAGAGUUAUGUUUGUCGAAUCAGAAAUGCUCUUUGAAUAUAGAGGCCCUUGCUACAAAUCCUCAUCGUCUUUACAGAGUGGAGAUUAAGAUCUUGGAUAUAAACGACAAUGCGCCACGUUUUCCUGUUAAAGUAUUUACUGUGAAUAUCAGUGAAAACGCAAGCCCUGGAGAGAGAUUUCCUCUCCCUGUAGCCGAGGACUCUGAUGUUGGCAGUAAUUCGCUGAAAGAAUACAAACUGAGUCCGAAUGAACAUUUCAGUCUAGAUACACAGAGUGAAGACCAGAGUGUGUCUGCUGAGUUAGUGCUGAACAAAGCUUUAGAUCGAGAGAAACAAGCGACAAUUAAGUUAGUUCUCACUGGAGUAGAUGGAGGAAAGCAACCUAAAUCGGGGACGGUAAAUAUUAUUAUAACCAUAAUGGAUAAUAAUGAUAAUAAUCCAGUGUUUAGUCAACCUCUUUACAAAGUCAAACUAAAGGAAAAUGUUGCUGGUGGAACAAAAGUUUUAUCUGUGUUUGCCUCUGAUUUAGAUGAAGGCAUAAACAGUGAAAUGCUGUAUUCAUUUGUUGGUCAUGGGAAGAGAAAAGACCUUUUUUCCAUUAUCCCCGAGACUGGAGAUAUUGUUGUAAUAGGGCAAAUUGAUUACGAAGAGAAUCCUGCCAUUGAGUUACGAGUUCAAGCGAAAGAUAAAGGCAGCCCACCAAAGAGCACACAUUGUAAAGUUUUAAUAGAAAUUAUGGAUGAAAAUGAUAAUGCACCAGAGAUAAAUGUUACUCCACUGCUGGAAAGUGUGAAAGAAGACACAACGUCAGGAACCGCAGUUGCUUUAGUCACAGUGUCUGAUAAAGAUGGGGGUAAAAAUGGCAUUGUACACUGUGCUCUGAAAGGCUCGUUUCCUUUCAAACUGGAGACAUCAUAUAACAAUCAUUAUUCUCUAGUGGUAGAUGGACCUCUGGACAGAGAGAGUGCUUCUCUGUAUAACAUCACAAUUACAGCUGCAGAUGAAGGAACUCCGUCUCUUUCCAGCAGCACUGUUAUAACUCUACAUAUCUCAGAUGUUAAUGACAAUGCUCCACAUUUCCCAGCACCCGUCAUUAACGCUUUUCUACGUGAGAAUGGUCAAGCUGGAGGUCUCGUUACAAAAGUGUCCGCUGAUGAUUCAGACACUGGUGAAAACGCAGAACUUUCAUAUUCACUGUUAGACAGUUCCAGCUCCAGUGUUCCUAUAACAACACUGAUAAAUAUAAACUCUUUAAGUGGAGACAUAUUCAAGUUGCAAUCAUUUAAUCACGAAGAAACAAAACGAUUCCAGUUUCAAGUUAUGGCAACAGACUCUGGUGUUCCUCCUCUGAGCAGUAACGCGACUGUAAAUGUGUUUAUUCUGGAUGAGAAUGACAACAGUCCAGUUAUUUUACCGUCUUAUUCUGAACCUGGAUCAUUUAAUAGUGAGAACAUUCCCUACUCUGCUGAAGCGGGAUACUUUGUAGCCAAGAUCAGAGCUGUUGAUGCUGACUCUGGAUAUAACGCACUUCUGUCUUAUCAUCUAACUGAACCCAAAGGAACGAAUCUCUUCCGCAUUGGAAGCAGCACUGGAGAAAUAAGGACUAACAGACGAAUGAGUGACAAUGACUUAAAAACUCACCCACUUCUUAUCACAGUGUCUGAUAAUGGAGAGCCAUCACUCUCAGCAACUAUGUCCAUGGAUGUUGUAGUUGUUGAGAGUCUGGAUGACAUAAAGACAUCAUUCAGAGAAGUUCCUGUUAAAGAGGAGAGUUUUUCGGAUCUGAAUCUGUAUCUGCUCAUCGCUAUUGUCUCAGUAUCAGUCAUCUUUUUACUGAGUCUGGUGGGUUUGAUAGCAGUUAAAUGCUACAGGACAGACAGCAGUUUCAGCAGGUACAGCGCUCCAGUGAUCAGCACACAUCCAGACGGAAGCUGGUCCUUCUCUAAAUCCACACAACAGUACGACGUGUGUUUUAGUUCAGACACAAUAAAGAGUGAUGUAGUCGUGUUCCCCUCGUCAUUUCCGCCAGCAGACGCAGAACUGAUCAGCAUUGAUGGAGAAGAUACUUUUACGCGCACACAAACUCUGCCUACCACUGGGAAGGUAAGACAUGUUGAAAACUUUUGCUGA